Molecule: messenger RNA, 982 nt
Organism: Chelonia mydas (Green sea turtle)
Lineage: Eukaryota; Metazoa; Chordata; Testudines; Cheloniidae
Exons: 3
Coding region: 75-932 (285 amino acids)
Biological process (GO): immune response-activating cell surface receptor signaling pathway; positive regulation of natural killer cell mediated cytotoxicity
Source: RefSeq, a predicted model, not a curated record
UCCAUGCUGCUAAGGUUUCGGGCGGCUGGGGCGUGUCUUGAUACCACUCAUUGUCGUUUUCCUUUGCUGCUGUAAUGUUUAUUGCCCUGGUUCACGAAGGUCUCAGAGUGCUUCAGAGCCCCAUUGUCCGAGCGUACGUGGGCGAGACCGCGACACUCGGCUGCUCCUUCAAGUACAGGCCGGGCAGCGUGGUCAAUGUGAAGUGGACUAGAGCACCCGGGGUUGCGCUGGAAUCUCACCAUUCCUUCUACAGCGGACGGCUCAAUGUGUCCUUCCAGGAUCUGCUCCGGAAAGGGGAGGUCACUCUGACCCUGUCAGAGCUGCAGAAGAGGGACUCUGGUCUCUAUCGGUGCCAAGUCACCAUCCGCCAUGAAGACAGCGGGACAGGAGCGGGCACUGAGCUUCAGGUGAUGGAGAGAAACCAGAGUGAUACAGUUCACGAAAGUCUCAAAGUGCAUCAGAGCCCCGCUGUCCUCCGAGCGUCCCCCGGAGAGACCGUGAACCUCAGCUGCUCCUUCGAGAACAGACGGGACAGCAAGGCCAAAGCGACGUGGACUAGAGCACCCGGGGUUGUGCUGGAAUCUGACCAUCCCUUCUACAGCGGACGGCUCAAUAUGUCCGACCUGGAUCUGCUCCAGAAAGGGGAGGCCACGCUGACCCUGUCGGAGCUGGAGGAGCGGGACUCUGGUCUCUAUCGGUGCCACAUCAGCAUCCACCAGGGAGAGCGCGGGACAGGAGCGGGCACCGAGCUGCAGGUGAUGGGGAGAAACCAGAGUGACACAGGUAAAGAACCUGCCCCCGUAGGGUGCUGCGCCCGGGAGCUCCUGUACCAGGUCGCCAUCGCCCUGGGGCUCCUUCUCAUCCUCGGUCUGGCGGCCACCCUCCUCCUGAAGAGACACCGAGGUACCAAACCGGAGCCUUCCCCCCGCUAACCUCCUGUCCCCAUGGGCCAAGGCCUCUGCUCGUGAACGCACCCUAGCGG